This is a messenger RNA of Pomacea canaliculata, 1984 nucleotides long. RefSeq lists its product as uncharacterized. Bases 343 to 1734 code for a protein of 463 amino acids. The record is from RefSeq and is a predicted model, not a curated record. Lineage: Eukaryota; Metazoa; Mollusca; Gastropoda; Architaenioglossa; Ampullariidae. The transcript has 13 exons.
UAUCUCUUCCUUGUUGGAGUGUAUAUAACCUGGGUACUUGAAGGUACAGGAAGGUACUUCACACCCGCUGUCUUUGACGAGAUGGCAGCUACAAGUCUGCUCUUUGGUUUGAUUGUGUUAGUCUGUGUUGACAGAGGCUAUUCAUGGAGUGGAAAUGUUGCAGUUCAGUGGGCUGCCGUUACGUCACCAGACGUGUCUGUGCCUACCAGACAUGGGCGGCCUGCUGCUCUUGGAAGAUCAUACAAGAAACUCAGUACUACACCAACUACUUCUGCUGCAACGGCUGGACACACGAUGGCAACCAGAUCUGUAACUUACCGGUGUGCAAUCCUCCAUGUCUGAAUGGCGGGACGUGUGUCAGCCCUGGCUUGUGUCGGUGUCCAUACCAGUAACGGUCCUCGGUGUGACCAAAGCGUAUGUUCCCACGAGAGUCCUUGUUAUCCGGGUACGUGUAUUCCACCAAACGGCUGUAACUGCGACACUGGCUUUACAAACCCAACAUCAUUAUUAACGGACCGCUGUCUCAAAAUUCAAGAUGUCAAGGUCGCUGACCUCCAGAUCUUCCAGAUGCAAGUGCGUAUGUCUUACUGGCCGCGCAACAUGACCCCGCCCAUGGAGAAGUAUGCCAUCUUGGCGGAUUCCACAAAUUUAAAUGGCGCCAUAGACUUCCUGUGGUCAAACCGCAGAAACUUCAACAAUUUGCAGGCGACAUGUUCCAGCCAGUUCUCUCUGUCUGUCAACUACCCACCCCCCUACGUGAACAAUGUCACCUUUGGCAUCGUCAGCGCCAACGUGGUUGUCCUGCUCACAAAGCUUCCUUCUGGAUCUGGCGGCAGCUUCAUCUCUCUGAAUGUGACGAUACCAUGUGACCGCCAGGUGACCAGCACGGCGCCGGAGACUCAGCUGUUCAUGUGUAACAUCACCAAUCCCAACUUCGAUCGCGUCAUCGAACACGGAGACACCAUGCAGGUGACAUACAAAACCUCCGGUGGCGGGUUUCGCAGGCUCGUGAACCUCAACACAAAUACUGUUUUGCCCGCCCAGACCUUCUAUUCUGUGGAAUCUAGUCGAUCCGUGGAAUUUCGCUUCGACUACCAGCCCCCUACCCACUGCGGUGAGACCAGCAGCUGCACCAAUGGAGAGAACAUGCUGACCGUGUCAGAGGUCACCAGGACAAAUCCGGUUAAAAUCGUCUGGAACGGGUGGCAGGACAGUGAUUCCAAAAUGUUCCGCUACUCGAUGGAGGUGUUCAAGAUGACCAAAACAUCGGACGGCAAGCUUGAGAUCAGGAAUGACAAAGCUCUCGACCCUCUCAUCAACAGAGAGGUGAUGCACGCGGCCCUGGGCCCUCAAGAGUACACGCUGCCGGGCCCGGGGAUGUACUCGGUCAUCCUGGAGGCGGCGGACCUGGGCAACAACACCAAGUACGUCCGGCGUCUCUGUCUCUUUGACCCCGACUCUCAGAUCACCGUGGACUCGCAACAACGACUGUACGUGCAGGCAGCCAACCAACAGACCAACUACACGUACAUCAACAACGCCUCGGCCCCUCUCGUGGUCACGUGGCCAGAUACUUCCGCAAUGCUCUUCACGAAGAUGAAGCUCUCCUGGGCGCUGUCCUGCCAUACCCUGUACAACUGGAAGACGGUCUCAAAAAUAUUCCCACUAGCACUACAAGAGAGGACCACGAAGGGCGCAGAACUGUGGACAGCAUUGGAAACGAAAGGGGCAUAAUAAAUUUCAAAGUUUCUUAUAAUAAAGAUCACGAAGGAGGCAAAAUCCAGCCAGCCAACCCACCUUCAUGGAAUGAUAUAGGUCUCAGUACUACCUACACCAUUUCUGACAAACUCAGUGAAGGGGACACGCUCACCGUGUGGGUCAAGGCCACUGAUUACGUCAACAACGAGCUUGUGCAGCGCAUUCACGUGACCCUAGACUCCACACCGCCCCAGCUACAGACUGCGAAUACAGGCUUCCGCAUGAA